Molecule: messenger RNA, 6214 nt
Organism: Oryzias latipes (Japanese medaka)
Lineage: Eukaryota; Metazoa; Chordata; Actinopteri; Beloniformes; Adrianichthyidae
Gene: raph1b
Product: Ras association (RalGDS/AF-6) and pleckstrin homology domains 1b
Biological process (GO): signal transduction
Cellular component (GO): plasma membrane; cytosol
Source: RefSeq, a predicted model, not a curated record
CGCUGGGCUGGACAGGAAACGACGGCGCGGCGCGCGCGCGUCUCCUCAGCAGCUGCGGGAGAAGAGAAGCAGAAUGGCAACAGAUCCGUGGACUGCGGGCCAGGCGGAGGGUGAAAGCCAGUCAGCGGGCACUUUCAGAUAAACUACCCGCAGAAAUAAUCCCAAUAUUAAGAAUAAUCGUAGUCUUCUUGGUUAGUUCCAGUGAAAACGGGAAGGUUAAUUCACUCCUCCUUGCGGGAAAACGGGAUACUACGGACCUUCUUUGUGAAGAAGCUCGUUCAUUGAAUGAAUUAGCGGGUUGCUGCUUUCGUCUGACCCUUUAACCCCACGGAGAGGAGAAAGCCACUUCUGAGAUGGAGCAGGUGUCGGAUGAGGAGUUGGAUCACGGGGCGGAGGAGGAGGACAGCGACAAGGAGGACCAGGACCUGGAUAAGAUGUUCGGCGCCUGGCUCGGGGAGCUGGACAAGCUCACACAGAGCCUGGACGAUGGGCGGCCUCAGAAAGCCCUGCAGAAACCGCCCCUCAGGCAGGAGACCAACAUGGCCAACUUCUCCUACCGCUUCUCCAUGUACAACAUAAACGAGGCUCUGAACCAAGGAGACGCGGUGGACCUGGACGCCCUGAUGGCAGACCUGUGCUCCAUCGAACAGGAGCUGACCACCAUCUCCAAACCAAACUCCAACUCCCGCAGCCAAAACAAAGGCCAGCAGAGGGCCCCGGGGGGCCGCAGUGCCAGCACCAAGCACUCCGGCACCGGCGGAGGGGGCAGCAGUGGAGGAAGUGCCAGCAGCAGCACCCGAGCCUCGCCAGCCAACACGGUACGAGGCGGCAGCCUGAACGCUCGCCCCGCGGCCUCCAACAUCUCCCUGGAUGACAUCACUUCUCAGCUGGAGAAGGCCUCGCUCAGCAUGGAUGAGGCAGCCCGUCAGACCUCCUCUUCCUCCUCCUCUUCCUCCUCUUCGGUGUCCUCCGCCACCCUCCGGCGGCCGUCCUCCGAGUCCUCCGGCGGCGGGAAGCACCGGCGGACGGGAUCGGUGGACGCGGUCAGCGAGAAGGAGGCCGGAUCCCAGCGCUCCAGCGUGAACUCGGCCUCCGCCUCCAGCAUGGACUCCCUGGACGCGGACAAAGCGCCGACGGGAGGAGAGGGGGAGGGUCAAAGCAGCCCGGGCUCACGGGGGCAGAACCAGACCAGUACUGAGCAUGUCACGCUGAGGCGGCCCGGCGGUAAGGCGACCAGGCGGCAGCUUGACUUCACAUCCGGGGGGGGUGAAGUGGAUCGGACCACCCAUUCCUAUCUGGACAGAGAAACCUCGCUCAUUCUGAAAAGCAUAGCAGGAAAGCCUUCUCACCUCCUGACCAAGGAAGAGCAAGCCGCCAAGCAGAAGGCGGAGAAGAUCCGAGUCGCCCUGGAGAAAAUCAAAGAGGCGCAGGUCAAAAAGCUGGUGAUCAGGGUCCACAUGUCGGACGAGAGCUCCAAGACCAUGAUGGUGGACGAGCGGCAGACGGUCCGCCAGGUGCUGGACAGCCUGCUGGACAAGUCGCACUGCGGCUACAGCCCGGACUGGUCUCUGGUGGAAACCAUCACGGAGCUUCAGAUGGAGCGGAUCUUCGAGGACCACGAAAACCUGGUGGAGAACCUGCUGAACUGGACCCGGGACAGCCACAACAAGCUGAUGUUCAUCGAGCGCAUCGAGAAGUACGCUCUUUUCAAGAACCCCCAGAACUAUUUGUUGGGGCGGAAGGAGACGUCGGAGAUGGCUGACCGGAAUAAAGAAGCUUUACUAGAGGAGUGUUUCUGCGGCGGCUCCGUGUCCGUGCCCGAAAUCGAGGGGGUCCUGUGGCUCAAAGACGACGGCAAAAAGUCGUGGAAGAAGCGCUACUUCCUCCUCCGAGCUUCAGGAAUCUAUUACGUCCCAAAAGGCAAAGCAAAGGCGUCGCGAGAUCUCGUCUGCUUCCUGCAGUUGGACCACGUCAACGUUAAUUACGGUCAGGACUACCGCAGCAAAUACAAAGCCCCCACAGACUACUGCCUUGCUUUGAAGCAUCCUCAAAUCCAGAAAAAGUCCCAGUACAUCAAGUAUUUGUGCUGCGAUGACGUCAGGACCCUCCAUCAAUGGAUUAAUGGAAUCCGCAUCGCCAAGUAUGGAAAGCAGCUGUAUGUGAACUACCAGGAAGCCAUGAAGAGGACAGAGGCCGCCUACGACUGGUCCUCUCUUUCCACAUCCAGCAUUCGAUCCGCCUCCAGUUCCGCCAGUAUUCCCGAGUCCCAGUCCAAUCAUUCCGGACACUCGGACAGCGGGGUGGACACGAGCUCCUCUCAUGGCCGGUCCCAGAGCGUGGUGAGCUCCAUCUUUUCAGAGGCGUGGAAGAGAGGAACCCAGAUGGAGGAGAACUCCAAGAUAAGGCCGGAAUCGGCUCGUGGGUCCACGCAUUCCCACGGCCACCGCCACCACAGCCAGCACUCGCUGGACCAGCCGGUCCACGCCCCCCCUCCGCAGGCUCAGCAGCAGCCCCAGCACCCGUCGGCUCAACCCCAGGUUUGGCCCGGUCAGCAGACUCCGCCCCCAACGAUGCCACAACCGCCACCUUUCCAGGCCCCUCCCCCGCCCUCACAACUCCCCCAGGCUCCUCUGCCGACGCCCCAAGGUCCUCCUCAGUCGCCCCCGUCUCCACCACCACAGCAGCCACAGCAGGAGAUGGAGGAGGAGGAGACCGUCGGUGGCUACAACACCAUCCCCCCGCAGCCCGUCUCCGCCCCGCCUCCGCCGCCACCUCCACCCCCUCCACCUCCUCCCCCACCCCCUGUUCAGUUGGUGUCGAACCACUCGCUGGCCCCCACCCUGUACAAGUACAGCACCAUCACCCGGCUGCAGAACCAGAACUCGGCCAACAACCUCAAAUUGGCGGGUCACUUCAAGCAGGGGGGGCCCCCAUCUCCCGCUCCGCCCCCGGCGCCGGUCCCCAAACCCGUGAAUGUGAAUCACAUCGCUGCAAGGACUAAUGUCCCGCCCCCGCCCCCUCCUCCGCCUCCGCCGUCCAUGCCCACCCCCGGGUCGGCGAUGGCCGUUUUGAAGUUGGGCCCUCCGAGCCCAGCGGCUGCGCCUGCGUUUGUCCCGGCUCCACAUCAUUCUUAUAUGAACGGUGCUGCGUUUCCCCCUCCUCCUCCUCCACCACCUCCCGCACCGGCUCCCACGGGUCAUGCCGCGCACGCCAGCGGGCUCAAGCAGGCGCUGAAGGAGCGGUUUCCAAGCCCACCGCGAGACCUGCUGUCCCCAAACGGAGCUUUGGAGGAUUCCCCACCACCUGCUCCAGCUCCUCCACCACCUCCUCCCCCACCCCCUCCCCCACCUCCUCCUCCACCACCCCCCCAGCAGCUUCCGAUACCAACCCAGUUCCCCCCUCCUCCCGGACCUCCACCAGCUCCACCAAAAUCAUUCAACGCCGCCUUUCUCUCUCAAACCGCCCCCAAGCCCACGUUCCCGGUCUCCCCGUUCCCCCCUGCUCCACCUCCUGCUGCCAUGGGGGGACCUCCUCCACCACCACCGCCGCCGCCGCCUCCCCCCGCACUUGCACCAAUCAAGAGGCAGUUCAGCCUCCAGGGAACACACACCUCCAGUCACCCCCCACCCACCCUGCCCAAGCAGCACAGUCUGUCCAAACCGGCGAACCUCCCCACGGCGCCUCCACCCGCCACGUCUUUGGUGAAGCAGCUGGCGAGCCAGUUUCCAGGAGGUUCCUCCCAGCUGACGAACCACACGGAGCCCCCCAGAGCCCCCAUCUCCCCACCUGCCGUAAAGACCAAACCAAGAUGGCAGCCAGGCGGGAUUCCGCCAUCCCAGGAGUUCCCACCUCCGCCCGACAACAACGGCUUCCCGGCACCACCCCCACCUCCUCCACCUCCGCCUCCGGUGCCUGUCACAGGACCAACACCCCCUCCUCCCCCUCUUCCCCCUGGGAACCUCAGCGUCACAAGCUCACCCUCUGGGUUGAAUGUGGGGGCCAAGAAACCUCCCCCCACUCCCCAGAGGAACUCCAGCAUGAAGGACAACGCCUCCGCCUCCUAUGAGGAGUCCAGGAGAAACCUGCUCAGCAAGUUCGCUCCACAGACCAGUGCGCCCAGCACCUCCUCAAAUGCAUCUCCAUCAAACGGACCCCCUGCUCCCCCCAAACCAGGAAAGCUUAACCUGUCCAACCUCCCUUUGGCGCUUCAAGCGAAGGUCAGUCAGGCCAAGCAGUCCGGCAGCGAUUUCCCAUCACCACCCCCUGACUGUGCCUACUUCCCGCCUCCUCCUCCGGUGUCGGACCUCUUUCCGCCUCCGCCGCCUCCAGGGAACGACAACCAUAUUGGAGGCCCCCCAAGAGUGGCGGUGGUGAACCCUCAGCCCCAGGCUCCUCCUCCUCCCCCUCCAGUCUCCCUCGUCAGCAACUGCACCUGGGGAAAGAGCUCCCUGAAGAAGACUCCUCCCCCUACGCUGGGACGGCGCAGCAACGCCACCCCGGACCCUCCGGCCGUCUCGCCUCCUCCCCCCACCUCUCCGAAGGGGAACUCAGGCCAGCCCAACUUUCUCGAAGAUCUGAACCGGACGCUGAAGCGGAAGUCGGUGGGUCGGCAGGGUUGUGCGGGCCUCUCGGGUAAACCGGACCCCACAGGGACCAUGGACGACAUGGCGCUGCCGCCGCCCCCCCCAGAGCUGCUCCCGGACCACGGAAAGCAAAGCAACGGAGGAAACGGUGGCUAUAUGUCUGGAAACAUCUCAGGCUAUGCAACGCUGAGACGGGGACCCCCACCCGCCCCGCCCAAGCGGGGGGAUGCCACCAAACUUACCGGCUAGUGUUGAACUCUGACAAACGGACGCAGGGAGGUGGAACUUUUCGGGCGGCGGUUAUUUACGGAUUCAGACACACGUCAUCGUCCAACAGUGUUCUUUUUUUUAAACCGGCUGGAGUUUUCAGAAGGAUACCGGAACAAAAACAAAAAAAGGUUGACGUUUUAUACUCAGCAUCGCCCUUCAUGGUAACCGUCACUGUUCACGCCCGACAGGAAGGCUUCGCCGAAAAACGGCGCCAAUAUUUCAGGAUCCGAAUCUUUUUGCCUUUUUGCUAAACCGGAAAAGAAGAAAACCGCGCCAGGAAAUGUGUCCCACUGCGACUUUGCAUGGACCACACCUGUCCCGGCCUGGGUGCAUGUAUGACACGGCGUCUGCAUGCAUGCUUGGUGAGCGUGCACGCAUGCGGUUGUCGGGCGGACAAGGUCAAAGGGCGUCAGAAUGAAGACUGUUUGGUUUUGUAUGCCGGGGUUUAAAGACACGAGUCUCGAAGACGUUUAGAAGCCAGUCAGCAUUUCGGGAGAACAAGAUUGGGCUACAGAGGAAUGUAUGUGCAAGGUGCUUUACCUAAAAGAAAAAAGGAAAAAAAUGUGAGGUUUCAUAGUCUAAACCAGACCGUUGCACUAUUGGUUGAACCCCAGGGCAGCCUUACUUCUGAAGUCUUGCACCAAAGGUCAAAACUGAAGGAAAUCUGGUGUCCAAAGAGUCUGAACUGUGCAACUUUUUAUUAAAAGCCAAUCCUGUAGUAUCUAAGGAGACAGUGUGUGUGUGGGGGGGUGCUCUUCUGUAUCUUCAUGAGUUCCUUGUGUGUUCUGGACCUUUCCGUUUGGAUCUGUACAGUUUUCAGCUGCUGCUCUGUUACGGUUGAUGCCCAACGCAUCCGUGAAUCACUCGAUUUCCAGGAAGUAGACACAGCCGUCGCCUCUGCACAGAGCAUCGUAUCUGAACCUACAGAACUUGGACUAUAGCCCCAAACGUGCGCUCAACUCUGUUGUGUCUUCUUGGUGCCAUUGCUGCUUCAAGAUUCUUUUAUUUUGAAAUCAAAACGCUUUGUUUUUUUGAGAGUGCUUUCUUAAACUCCUUCUGGACUCGUCUUUAUGUGCCAGGACGACAUGUCAUUAAUAAUCACAUCAUUUAAAGGCAUAGAGCUCAGUGGAAAAGCGUUCCCGGUCAAUCUGUCAUGAAGAAGUCCAUCGAGGCGUUUCCAUUUGUGUCUAAGUGGUUUUUCCAACCACACCAGGACGGUGUAUCUAAUGACGUUUUACAGUAUGGAAGUUAUUUAUGUGCCGAUGUAAACGUGGGGUCAGAUGAAGUGCAGAUUAAAAAAAAAAGGCUUCAGGUUGAAUUAUUGUGUCAUCUUUCAUAUAAACUGAACUGUUCAAACAAGA